AUGGCACAUCGCAAGAACACUUAUAUCAAAAUUAUCGCAUUAAUUGUUAUCACAUGUCUUUCGGUGCUGCUUAUAUAUGCUGUAUAUCUCACACGCCGUAAAUGCUUCGCUCAGAAUACUUCUCUGUUUCAACCAUCUCAGCCUCCACAAUCUAAAGUUAUAUCUCAAGCAAGCCAAGCUAGUUCUGCAUCACUUCAAUCAUUUCUACCGGCACAACCUAUGCCUGUACCCGAGUCCGGCCAGCUCUGUGCACAAUUUAUCAUAUUAAGGAAUUAUCUACCUUUAUUUGCCCAAUACAACCACCACCACAUUAUGGAUACAUCUAUGUUGCCCCUGCUCCACCAGUUACUCACCAAACACAGCCGAAUUCUAUCAGACUCCAAUAAAGACCGCCAAGGCGGCGAAUUCCGUAAUAAGAUAGAAGAGCUGUUUCCUAUUGGGAAAUGGAAGGAUGAAAUUCCGACGGAGAUUGAAGAGCGAUAUAUGUAUGUUUGGAUAGAGUUUAUUCGCAUAAGCAGCGCAUAUUUUGCUCGGUUGGCAUCUCUUGACGAUCUAAUCGAGAUCAACCAACAAUUAGCAAAGAUUAAGGACUCUACUCACGCAAAUAGUCCGGAAAGAGAACAACAGACCAUUCAAGCCGCAAAGAGCUUUAUUGCCACAACCACUAAAACGCACGGUCGCAUGGAAGACAUUGAUAGAUGCCGAUCAAUCAUUCAAAAGCUUCUCACAACUAUGAAGGCACAACCAUAUUUUCAAACCCAAGAGCCCUUCAAGACAAUCAUUGCGAACAUCGGUUUCCUGGAGAUAGCUAUGCAUUUUGUGCCCUUGGAUAGUUCAGACAUUGGGGACGUUAGUGUUUUCUUAGAUAGACUUGUUAGCGGCAUAUAUCAAGUCGAGAAGGACACAUAUCCUAUCAGUGUUGGCGCUGUAGAUGGUGGCCAGGAUAGAUAUUUUACCCGCGCAAUUAAUCACUACCUUCUGGUGAUGAAGAACUUCGUACAAAUUGACAGCCUUAUCUGGAACGACGAUGGAUCCAUUAGACCUUUUGACACACCCGUCAAUGUAAAUUGGAAGCUUUAUGAUACAACCCGUAUCUCCCUAAACGGAGGCCAUGACUUUAAGAAGAACCUUGAUGAUUUCCUUGAUAUUAGCAGCAACUUCUGCACAAAGUUAGAAAGCAUAUUGGCAAGGGUAGAAAUACCGGAUUGUCCUGAGACAAUAAUGAGUCAUCCUAAACCCAAUACCAACUCAAUUUGA
Nematocida homosporus is the source of this 1257-nucleotide messenger RNA. RefSeq lists its product as uncharacterized. The record is from RefSeq and is a predicted model, not a curated record. NCBI's taxonomy places the organism in Eukaryota, Fungi, Microsporidia. The transcript has a single exon. Bases 1 to 1257 code for a protein of 418 amino acids.